Molecule: messenger RNA, 3947 nt
Organism: Brassica napus (rape)
Lineage: Eukaryota; Viridiplantae; Streptophyta; Magnoliopsida; Brassicales; Brassicaceae
Exons: 2
Coding region: 2278-3330 (350 amino acids)
Source: RefSeq, a predicted model, not a curated record
UUUGUACAUCAUAUUUUUACUUACAAGAGAAUUACAUAAUGUUACAAAGCUUUCGUAUGAGAGCUUACACAAGAUUCUUACUGUAGGUAAAAGUUAGUGAUAGAAGAUGUUUAUCAAAGUUAGUUCACAAAAAAACAUAUGAUUAGAUAAAAUUUAUAACAUUUCUAUCUUCCAUCAUUGUUUAAAGUUUCAGUUAACUAAGAAGUGUGAGUUGCACCAAAAAAAAACUAAGAAUUGUGAGAACUGUUGUGUGUUGACAAUAAAAAACAAUACUAAGAAUUUAAGAUAUUUUUUGUUGUUGAUGAAAUGUUUAUAACAGGUACACUAAUCUAUUAAUAUAAUGGGCUUGAAUUUUUUUAAUGAUAUUGGGCUUCAUUGAACUUCGUAUACAGUGAGACCACGCGUCGCUAGCCAAAUAACGUUCGCAAAACUGAUGUUAAAAAAAUAGAGAUCGGAAAAAAAAUCCAGACGGUUUUCGGCCUCAACGAAAUCAAAAACCCUAAUUUCUCCACUCUUCAGAUCUCCCACCGGGUGCUUAUCAUCUUAAUUCAAUUCAACAUAGUUUGAAUUAUUGAAAGUAUCGAUCUUUCCUUUUGUGUAAAAUGAGUGAAGAUAGCAGCAAAUCAGUUUCCGAAGAAACCCCCGUCUCGCUUUGUGUGAUUUAACCAAUCUUCCAAAGAAGAGAGAUGAUCUGUUUUGAACAUGGUGACAGAUACGUGGAUCAGCAAACUGAUGGUACUAUUAUAAUAAGCAGUGAUACCGAGAUAAGGGAGCUGCUUGUAUCUGGUCGGAUCUUCAUUACCAGGAUAUCAAAGGUUGAUUAUCCGGUAAGUCAGUUAUAAACUAUGUAUAAGCCGCAUGCUCAUCAGGACACCUAGUAAGUACUCUUGAUCAAACGUUGUAUGGAUUCAAAUUCUAUUUACUGUUCGCAGGUGUGAAACUUAUAUAUAUGUAAUAUAUCUUGAUGUAAUGUAUAUAUGCUUAAAAGAAAAGAACUAUGUAUAUGGACAGCUGCUCUUUGUAUUAGUUCUUCCCCCAAACUCUUUGUAUCAAGUGGAAUAUAAGGUUGCAAUUAGUGAGAUGUCGGCUCUAGCUGAUAAUCUACAAAGCUUAAACCACUGUUAAAUAACAAAAUAACAAAUAAUAAUAAUCAGGAUGCUCAUACAUAUCAAAUCUUUCAAACAUGUUGAAUAUUGCAUGUACACUCUCUUAAUUAAUGUAUGCACUCAUUAAGGAUACUAUCUGGAGCAUAGUCCGUUUACUAUAUAUGUAAGUAAAUGGUCGACGAUCUAUUUCCCAAUCAUAACUGUAGAUCCUAAAAUCUACACUAAGUAUUUGAUAAUGUUUGAAAGUAAAACUAGGGAAGAUAAUGUGGGCAACGAUAUCCUCAGAACACAACGAUGUAAUCAGGUAUAAGUCGGCGAAAAUGGACUAUAUUCGCAGGUCGAAUAUCAUAAAGAUAUCGGGAGGAGGAAGGAUCGUGACUGAACUCGAGAUCGAGCUGCCUACGUACCCGUUAAGGGAUCAAGUCAUAACGUAGUUCGAUUAUCAUCAUCUCGAGAGAGAUGUCGGUUUCAUCUGUCUCGGACGAGAUGUCGGGUUCAUUGGUGGGCGUCGUUAGUUUUAACCUCAGAAGAGGUUCGUUUAUAUGUCAUAGAAAGACUUACAGCGGCUGAUUUAUGAAUAUAUCUAGAGAUCGAUGUCAAUGAAUAAGAAAUCGCGUCCUUUGUUCAAUACAAUCUCGUUGUUGGUGAUUUCAGAGACGUCCUCUCGUUCAAGAGGUCUUGCUGAGACCAAAGUCUCUCUUGACGUUUAAUGUUUCCUUCAUUCUUUUGUUUAUCAGAUGUCCCCUUCUUCUCGUCUCCCAAGGCCUAUUUUAUAUGAGAAUCAGGUUGUUGCAAGAAGCUCGUAACAUGGUUGGUGGUUUGUUGCAAGUGCUCCCCUUUUUUAGCUAUGACUCAUUCUUUAUAUCUAUCGACUCCGAUAUAUGUGGAGAGUAAUCCUCUUGAUCUUUGACUCAUUAAUUAUCCAAAGAACCUCGGGCUGGCCGACGUCGCGUUAUGAGCUCUCCUAGGCCCGUUUAAGCUUAACUCAAAGUAGUCGUUAACCGGUUUUCUUAUUCUUUCGGCGGGAGGGAUUUAGUGCUAAAUCAUGUAUCAACAAUAACUAUCAUAUAGCAUCAGAUCCCCACCAAACUAUGACCUAGUGUCAGGUCUCCAUCAACUACAAGUUGUAAACUUAUUUCUCCCCGAAUUGAAAGUUACAAACUUAUUCGGAAUGUCAGGGAGACAAUAUUCAUUGUGGCCAGUCUUUCUUACUCCAUACAACCUGCCACCGGAGAUGUGCAUGCAACGGGAGUUACUAUUCUUGACCAUAUUAAUACCUGGUCCGAACCAUCCAAAAAGGUCCCUGGAUGUUUUCCUACAACCACUGAUAAAAGAGUUGAAGGAUUUGUGGUCAACAGGGGUGACGACGUAUGACUGUUCAACGAAGACGAAUUUUACGAUGCGAGCGAUGCUUUUGUGGACCAUAAGUGAUUUCCCUGCCUAUGGGAUGUUGUCUGGAUGGACUACACAUGGGAGAUUAGCUUGUCCAUAUUGUAAUGGAACGACAGAUGCGUUUCAACUGAAGAAUGGUAGGAAGACAAGUUGGUUUGAUUGUCACCGUCGAUUUCUUCCCAUUGGCCAUCCUUACCGAAGAAACAAGAAUUUGGUUAGGCACAAAAGGGUUGUGAGAGACACUCCUCCUCCAUAUCUAACUGGAGAACAAAUUGAAGCGCAAAUCGAAUACUACGGAGCUAACGAAACAGUUCGUUGGGGUGGUAAUUGGCAUGUCCCUCGUAAUAUGCCAGAUUCUUACGGUGUUCAUCACAACUGGCACAAGAAGAGUAUAUUUUGGGAGUUGCCAUAUUGGAAGGAUCUUCUUCUGCGCCACAACCUCGAUGUGAUGCAUAUAGAGAAGAAUUUCUUUGAGAACAUCAUGAAUACAAUAUUGAAUGUCCCAGGGAAGACAAAAGACAACAUAAAAUCGAGGUUGGACUUGCCGGAUAUUUGCUCAAGAAGCGAGUUACAUAUUAAAAGCAAUGGACAAGUUCCCGUUCCGAUAUUCAGAUUAUCUUCAGAAAAAAAGUCGGUGUUGUUCAACUGGGUGGCAUCAGAAGUGAAGUUCCCCGAUGGGUAUGUUUCGAAUCUCUCUAGAUGUGUUGAAAAGGGUCAAAAGUUCUCUGGGAUGAAGAGUCAUGAUUGUCAUGUAUUUAUGCAACGACUACUGCCCUUUGCAUUUGCGGAGCUACUUCCAACAAACGUACAUGAAGCACUUGCAGGUACGUAGUGUAUUAUAUCACAAUAAUUUACAAAAUAAUAUAUGACUAACAAUGUGUUUAAUUUUUUUUUGAAUAUAAAAGGCAUUGGAGCAUUUUUCAGGGAUCUGAGCACACGCACUCUUAAAGAAGAAGUUGUGGAACAGCUUCAGGAGAACAUUCCCAUCUUAUUGUGCAACUUGGAGAAGAUAUUUCCUCCCGGAUUUUUUGACGUCAUGGAGCAUCUAGCUGUCCACCUCCAAUAUGAGGCAUUGCUUUGUGGACCUGUACAUUACGGAUGGAUGUAUUAGUAUGAGCGAGCCAUGAAAUAUUUGAAGGGAAAAGCAAAGAACCUCGCCAAAGUUGAAGGUUCUAUAAUUGCUGGAAGUUUGACGGAAGAAGUUUCUCACUUCACAUCGUACUACUUUGCGUCAAAAGUACGUACACGGAGAAGAGCUCCAAGAAGAUAUGAUGAUGGUGGUGUUGCGCCAACAUAUGCAGUUGCUGGUGUUCCAGACAUCUUUAGCCAGAUUGGGCGACUCGGUGGGAAGUCUAAAGAGGUUUGGUGGUCGAGUGAAGAAGACGCUCAUAGUGCACACACCUAUAUUCUACUCAAUUGCGAAGAUCCAUUGAUGCGUUAUUUUGAAAG